UUCAAUAUCAAGUCCACGAGGCUGCGCCUUUGGACGAUAAGCCCUCACCGUGGUGAUGCAUCAUUACUGGAUAGCAUCAGCCUGAUUGAAUUCGCCAAAACCAAAAUCCUCGAGCAAUCGUCCCUCUGCAGUUACUUGAGUCUCUUCCAUUGGCGAAGCUCAUGCGCGGCACGCUAUCUGCCCUCGAGCUUGUAUACCUAUAUCGGUUUAUAAAACCUUCCAGCAUGAAGGCCUGAGACGCACACAAGGACAAAACCAUAUAAAAAGACACACCAUGACCUUCACAAACGCUCCAGUGACGAGACUGACCGUCUUGGGCCUGGUCUCUAUCUCGAUAGCCGCCAGUCUCUUCGAUGCGAAACAAUACUUCUAUAUCCUCAUAGACACCCAUCUUUUUCGGUAUCGGCAAUUUUGGCGGCUUCUUUCAUACCAGCUAUGCUAUAUGAAUUCAACAGAAGUAUUAUUCGCAGCCAUAUCGCUGUACAAUCUCAGGGUUGUUGAGCGGAUGUGGGGAUCGAGAAAAUAUGCAUCAUUCAUCGUCCUUUCAUCCUUGUUCACGGCUAUAUUUCCGCCGCUCAUCCUAACUAUCCUUCGACCCAUAGCACCGAGUCUGUUCAACUACAUGCCGGCCGGCCCGACGGCAAUCAUCUUUGCCGUCUUAGCCCAAUUUCACUCCAUAGUUCCUCAGAUGUACAAGUACCGGAUUGCAUUCUCCCAAGUGCCACCAACAAAUGAGCGAUUUUCCGGCAUAACCUUAUCAGACAAAUCUUACCAGUACUAUAUCGCCUUUCAUCUAGCCCUGUUGCAGUGGCCAGGCUCUGUUCUUGGAGCUAUGGCUGGCUGGGUUUUAGGGUAUUCUUGGAGAGUGGGGUUUCUGCCCACGUCCUUUACAUCAUGGAGGCUCCCGGGGUGGAUUGUAGGUUCAGGCUCCUACAGGAGAAGUGCAGAGUUUGAAGGGCUGCGGCGAAGGUUAGAGGGGGAGAAUCCGGCAACAGGAGUGUCAACCGGCGUUCAAAGCCAAAACGAAGGCCAGACCGAUCGACGGCGUACUAUGGGUCAGCAAAUCAUGGACCAAUUCCGAGAAGCAUUAUAGAAAACUAGCAUAGCAAUAAGUCGUACAUAUUUCAAGACAAUAACGAGAAUAAGCAAUAUCAGCAGAUGGCCAUUGCGGA
Messenger RNA from Trichoderma asperellum CBS 433.97, 1172 nucleotides. RefSeq lists its product as uncharacterized. The record is from RefSeq and is a predicted model, not a curated record. Lineage: Eukaryota; Fungi; Ascomycota; Sordariomycetes; Hypocreales; Hypocreaceae. Gene Ontology annotation, cellular component: membrane. Gene Ontology annotation, molecular function: serine-type endopeptidase activity. Gene Ontology annotation, biological process: retrograde vesicle-mediated transport, Golgi to endoplasmic reticulum.